CCGUGGCGCAGGCAGAGCACUUUACCUCCCCAAACUCUCGCAGGAGACACAGCAGACGCAGCAGAGCCAGAGGAGCGCGGCGGGGCUGCAGCCAGAGGAGACUCACACUGUGGACUUUACAGCAGCGCUCUGCCCUUUUCCUGCACUCUUCACACUUUGAAUUUCUUCAUGAAGUGAGUGUCGAGGCGCACUGUGGGUUGCAUUCAUUUUUAUUGUUGCAAAGAGAGAGAGAGAACAAAACAACAACAUGAGGUCUACUUCUGAAUCUUUCUGGAGGAUGAUCCGUCUGGCUGUGACACUGGCGCUCAUGUCAGCGUGCACGGCGUCAGAGUACGAGUACCUGAGCUGGAAGUCGGACGUGUACAACGGCGGCCGCAGCUACGGCAAGCCUCCCCAGUGCGUGGACAUCCCGGACGACCUGCGGCUCUGUCACAACGUGGGCUACAACCAGAUGCUGCUGCCCAACCUGCUGGAGCACGAAACCAUGGCCGAGGUGAAGCAGCAGGCCAGCAGCUGGGUGCCCCUGGUGCACAAGAACUGCCACCCGGGCACGCAGGUCUUCCUCUGUUCGCUCUUUGCGCCCGUGUGCCUGGAGCGGCCCAUCUUCCCGUGCCGCUGGCUGUGCGAGGCCGUGCGGGACGGCUGCACUCCGAUCAUGGGGGCGUUCGGCUUCCCCUGGCCGGAGAUGCUCACCUGUGACAAGUUCCCCCAAGACGACGUGUGCAUUGCCAUGACGCAGCCCAACGCCACCGAGGCCACCAAGCCCACAGGUUACUCUCCCAUCUGCCCUCCAUGUGACAAUGAAAUGAAAACAGACGCCAUACUGGAGCACAUGUGUGCCAGCGAGUUCACCUUGAAGGCCAAGAUCAAGGAGGUGAAACGAGAAAACAUGGACCGUAAGGUGAUCCUGCAGAAGAGGAAGAAGUUAUUGAAAGCAGGCAACUUAAAGAAGAAGGACUUGAAGAAGCUGGUGUUGUAUUUGAAGAAUGGCGCGGACUGCCCCUGCCAGCAGUUGGACAACCUGACAAACCAGUAUCUAAUCAUGGGCCGCAAGGUAGACAAGCAGUACCUCCUUACAGGCAUCCACAAGUGGGACAAGUCCAGCAAAGAGUUUAAAAAAGCCAUCAAGAAACUCAAGACCCACAAAUGUCCUGCAUUCGAGAACGUCUUCAAAUAAUAUGACCGACCUCCAACCCCUGGUCACAUCUCAUCCUACAUAUGAACUUGCACAAGCAUCCCCAAACUUUGCUUUCUAUUGUCCUGUUUAUAUAUCUAUAUAUCUUUGUAUAUUUACAGAUAUACUUUGGAAUGUCCCUUGUUAAGUUUUAGACGAAUGCGGGAAGUGAUAAUGUCACAAAUAAAAGAGUUGGGUUUCCUUUUAUUUCUCUCGGCUAAAGAAAAGGACAUUGUAGUAAAAGCCCUUCCUUGUUGAAAUCAUUUCCACCAUAUGUAUGUACAUACUUUGUGAAAUUUUCCCUCUCCUCGCACAGGUCAGUGGAUUGGUUGGGCAUUUUGGGAAAUACACUUACUUCCUUGCUUCUUCCUUGCUAUGAGUUAGAUAAGAAGAUGAAACCACUUUCGUGUAUAGUAAAAGCUAGACGCUAGAGCCAACAGAUAGUUAUUUUACCUUGCAUACAGAUUGUAGGUACGGGGCUGUAGCUAGCUUGCUUCUGUCCAAAAUAAAACAAAAACAGUCAAUUUUACAUUUUGUUUCUUGUGUGUAUUAAAUAAAUGAAAUGUAAGAGGUUAUUUAGUGAGAGUUUUUGGGUUAGUGACAAGCUAGCUCAUUCCCUCUGCCUCCAGUCUUCAAACGAACGUAGGCUAACCAUCUGCUGGUUAGCCAAAAAUAUGUCCAAAUACCCUGUCAAAAAAAAUAUAUCUCUUUCUAAUCAUUUUUAAAUAACUCCUAAAAUCAAUGAUUAGAUUACAGAAAUAUGAGCUUUAAAAGCCACUCAUAAGGUCCCUGUUGAAUAACUUAUUUACAAAAGUAUGAGAGUGCUGUCGUUAGCUGAUCACUUUGCCAAACUGAAGACUGCACUACCGGCAAUGCAGAACAUUUACUUUUGAUUUCUUCAUUUAAUUGUUAAAUGUCUUUUGUUACUUGAAAAUCAUAACAGAAUUAUAACAACCAAUCUGCAUUACGAGAUAGUGUUUAGGCCGAUUUCUUGAUUUUGGCUAUAGAUUUUUUAUUUUUUUUUUACCACCUUUCUUUCUCUAUACAUUCAGUCUGCAGUAUUCAUUAUUCAUCAGUAAUGGAAUGUUUAAAAGUGCAAAAGUUAUCAAAGUGCAAAUAUUGCCAAAUCUGUGUUCUGGUUUGUUUUGCUUGAGUGUCUCUGAUCCGUUCUAGCACUAUUUUGUUUCAGAUUUGAAUGUCAGCAGUGCAUUGCUGCCUAUUUCAUGUACAUACAAAUUUUACAUAAAUAUGGAAAAACUA
Molecule: messenger RNA, 2434 nt
Organism: Stegastes partitus (bicolor damselfish)
Lineage: Eukaryota; Metazoa; Chordata; Actinopteri; Pomacentridae
Gene: sfrp1a
Product: secreted frizzled-related protein 1a
Exons: 3
Coding region: 248-1177 (309 amino acids)
Biological process (GO): non-canonical Wnt signaling pathway; canonical Wnt signaling pathway
Molecular function (GO): Wnt-protein binding
Source: RefSeq, a predicted model, not a curated record